CCGGAUCUGGCCUAUCUGACGGGACGGAGGAGCGAAGCUGGUCUUUAGCUGGUCUGAGAGGAGACUGGUCCGGUUUGGGGCGGGUCUGUAACCGGUGUGACCCGCCGGGAAAGAAAGAAGGAGGGAAAGUUUGCUUCAGCUUCGGUUCACGCCCCGUCAUGUUCAGGUAGAGACCGGCUCCACGGAACCCACCAUGCGGAAGCAUCUGGACAGGAUCCGAUUCCGGGGCCAGAAACGGGACGAGUUCCUGGAUCUGGCGGAGUCGCCCAACACGUCUGACACAGAAUGCACUGAGGAGGGCGCGAUGAAGCCUGAGCUGAGGGAGGCUGACGGAGAGCAGCAGAGUGACGCUCAGGCUGGUCCAGGAUCAUUUUCUGCAGCUCUCCAGGACGACGUGAGGUCAGAUCUCAACGAGGUCAAAGGUCACCUGGAAAUCGCCUUGUUAGAGAAACACUUCUUACAGGAGGAGCUGAGGAAACUCAAAGAGGAGUCCAACGUGGAGUCACUGAGGCAGGAGCUGGAGAAGGAGCGCAGCAGAUGCAGCGAGCUGGAGCAGAAGAUCAACGACGUCUUGAGGUCCAGCUUCGAAGACUCACCUUCUCAGACUCCUAAAGCCCCGCCCCCUCCUCCACCUGCAGCCAGCAGUACAGACAAACAGAAGGACACUCUGUCCGACAGCUUCCUGAAAUGGCUUUACGAUCGUUUUGGCGUUUAUAUCGAGGACUUCCGCUUCCAGCCGGAGGAGCAGACGGUGGAGGCGGAGGAGCCGCUGAGUGCCAAGAGGCUGACUGAAAACAUGAGACGCCUCAAACGAGGAUUCAGACCCGUGACCAACUUCAUGAGGAACCUCUCCGCCUUAUCCAGCUGGUACUCCGUGUACACGUCGGCCAUCGCCUUCAUCGUCUACAUGUAUGCAGCGUGGAACGGCUGGGUCAUCCCCAUGUUCCUGUUCCUCGCUCUCCUCCGCCUCUCCUUGAAUUACCUCAUCGCCAGAGGCUGGAGGAUCCAGUGGAGCAUCGUACCUGAAGUCUCAGAGCCUGUGGAGCCUCCUAAAGAGGACCUGACGGUGUCGGAGAAGUUCCAGCUGGUUCUGGACGUCGCUCAGAGAGCUCAGAAUCUGUUCGGGAAGAUGGCGAACAUCCUGGAGAAAAUAAAGAAUCUGUUCAUGUGGGUUCAGCCUGAGUUGACUCAGAAGCUGUACGUUGGUCUGCUGGUGGCCUUCGUCUCGUCCUGCCUGCUGCCGUACAAACUGCUGGGCUUCAUCGUAGGUGUGUACGCAGGUAUAAAGUUCUUCAUCAUCGACUUCAUCUUUAAGAGCUGUCCCAAGCUGAGGCAGCGCUACGACACGCCCUACAUCGUCUGGACCAACUUACCCACCGACCUGCAGCUGAAGGAGCGCAGCAGCGUCACAGUGAGCAGACGGGCUCCGGCGGCGGCGGGUCGAGGCAGCUUCGGCGCCGCAGCUCCUUUGGGUGUCAGCCGGGACGAGGACGGAGGACGAUACUACAGCACCAAGAGGGGAGCUUUCCACGAAGUCUUCAACCUGCCGGAGAGUGAGCGCCCUCUGACAGUGUGUGAGAACGGCUGGCGCUGCUGCCUCAUCAACAGAGACCGAAGGACACCGACAGACUACAUCCGCAACGGAGUCCUCUACGUCACCGAGCAUUAUCUGUGUUUCGAGAGCUCCAGCUCCCGGUCUGGAUCCUCCAAGAGGAACAAAGUCAUCAAACUCAUCGACAUCACCGACAUCCAGAAGUAUAAAGUUUUGUCUGUGCUGCCUGGAUCUGGGAUGGGGAUCUCCAUAGCGACGCCAUCCACCCAAAAGCCGAUGGUGUUCGGCGCGAUGAUCCACAGAGACGAAGCCUUCGACGCCAUCAACACUCAGUACGUGAAGAUCAAUGCCAAGGCUGCAGCCACCAACCCAGAGACGUAGUGACACCUUCAGCAGACGACUGCCUUCACACGAACACUCGAACUGUUUCACCGGAGUCAGACCUGAACCAGCUUCAGCCAGCUGCAGUCUGAGCUGCUCCUCCUGUGGUCAACGAGUCCGCGUUCGUUCGCCGUAAACUCUCAUGUUAAUGUCUGGUUUGCGUCACCUGCGUGAACGAAGACACGUGGAGGCAGGUGGGGUUACCUGCUCUGCGAUGUCUCACUCAGUGAAUUCACUUUGGUGUACAUUUCCCAUCCAUACUCAAAGCUGUGUUGUUGAGCAUCAACACUGUUUCAACGAUUGUUGCUUCUUUUAUGGCUUCCUGUACAGAUGCGCCACAUUAAAAGCCUUCUAAGGGACAGUCCUUCCUUUACUCGGCUUUUAAUGUGAAAGAGACUGCAGCUGUUUUGCUCUCGUAGAAAAACCAGUGAGGAGAAUUUGAAGUUGACAGUUUCUGCUCAGCUGAACCAACACCCCGUCACCCGCUGCUCACCGGUCAGCUGGGUCAUGUGACUGGUGGCUCUUAUUAGAAAAAGCUAAAUAAUGAGUUGCAUGACUUAACAUGAAAAUUUAUGACUUUGGCGGCUACACGAGGUUGUAUCAAAAAUGAGAUUUGCCCACUUCUGAGUCCACGAUCACAGCAACACAGAGCUUAAAUGAUUAGGUGCAACUUUUCAUUAAUGCUGAGAUUUUCUGAUUCGAUUGGCCAGAAAAUGAUGAGAAAUUCCAUCAGUUAUUUUGUUUUGCACGACAAACGAUUCGAAACCCCAAAAUCCUCAGUUUAGAACAACAAGACAGACAAGCACCCCAAAUCUUCACCUUCAUGACUGCAGCGUGAAACUGAACUGUUCAAUCUGCUAAAUGAUGACUCAGUUUUCUGGACGUAUGGCACCUGCGCUAAUCCGUUGUUUUCAUAGUGUUAUUAGCAGAUAAACAUGUUUAAACCUCAUUUUGUCUUCAGGGAAUUGUAGAAACUUCAUUUUAUGACUCUGUAUUGUACUCAGCAGUUAAGCCUUAAAGUCUGUUUCAGUAUGUAUUAGUGAGUAAAGGUGGAAUAAUAAUCUUUUUUUUUCUAACCUGCACAUGAAACAUAAAGCAAAAGGAAGCAGUAUAUUUCACCUUAUAUCAAUAUUUGUAUAAAUACACACUGGUUUGAUUGGGCCUCACGAAGAGCUUUUGUUGCCAAAUCUUUUUUCAUUUUGUUGAUUAUUUAAGAGGUUUUAACUGAGUUCAUUUUUGCGACAUUGUUGUACGCCUUGUUGCCUCUUUCAGACUUUUGGUUUUGUGCGUUUCCUGUCUUCCUUCGAGUUUGUUUUAGUGAUUUCUCUGGUUAACUCUGUGAGCGUUUCUCUGUCGACCUGACGCGUCUUUUUAGGUUUUAUGGUUUUAUAAAAUUGUAUAAACGGGUGUAAAUUUGUAACUGAAAUGUUUUCUCCUGUUGAAAUGUACAUUUUUUUUUAUUUUAGUAAAAUCAAACGUCAAGCAGA
Scatophagus argus is the source of this 3420-nucleotide messenger RNA. Its product is annotated as GRAM domain-containing protein 4-like. Bases 194 to 1933 code for a protein of 579 amino acids. The record is from RefSeq and is a predicted model, not a curated record. Lineage: Eukaryota; Metazoa; Chordata; Actinopteri; Scatophagidae. The transcript has 19 exons. Gene Ontology annotation, biological process: negative regulation of toll-like receptor 9 signaling pathway; apoptotic process.